Molecule: messenger RNA, 282 nt
Organism: Dicrocoelium dendriticum
Lineage: Eukaryota; Metazoa; Platyhelminthes; Trematoda; Plagiorchiida; Dicrocoeliidae
Source: the annotation of a GenBank genome assembly
AUGUCACUCCGCACGCACUCACAGUCGCACGAGUUGCCCAAUACAGACACUGUUCAGACUCUCCAUUACCCUCACCCCACAUCUCCAUCAGAUACUACACUCAGCAACUCGACAACCACUCCUCACCACGUCAUGGGUGGCGAACGGGGUCAAACGUCACUGGCCUUAUUCACUACACCAACGGCAAGUCAGCGUAACUCGGACUCGGUUCUCACUCCACCUCGACUUCCUCCUCCCAACUUCAGCCCUUGGAGGUUCUCCACUUCCGACCGCCAGUCUUGA